AUGCCGAUCCGCGCGCACUGCACCAUUUGCUCCGACUUCUUCGACAACGCGCGCGACGUGGCCGCCGUGCCGUGCGGGCACACGUUCCAUCGGGCAUGCCUGUUCCAGUGGUUCGACACGGCGCCCAGCCGCACCUGCCCGCAGUGCAGGAUCCAGGUCAGCAAAAGACACAUAAUCAAUAAGCUGUUCUUUGAUGUUGCCCUGGAGGAGCAGACAGCACUGGAUGCAGAGACCUUGCAGAAUGAACUGGACAAGGUGAAGGCUCAGCUCUCCAUGAAAGAGAAAGAAAAGCGGGAAUGCCAGGCCAUCGUGGAUGGGCUGCGGGACACCUUGGAUGUGCGCAACGCCACCAUCGAGUCGCUCCAGAAGGUGCUGGGAGAAACAGAGAUGCUGUGUUCCUCUCUCAAGAAACAGAUGAAAUUCCUGGAGCAGCAGCAGGAGGAUAACAGAAGUUCAAAGGAAGAGGCCCGCCGCCUGCGAAACAAGCUGAAAGCCAUGGAGCGGAUUGAAUUGUUGCUUCAGAGCCAGCGCCCCGAAGUGGAGGAGAUGAUCAGAGAGAUGGGAGUUGGGCAGGCAGCAGUGGAGCAGCUUGCAGUCUAUUGCGUCUCACUGAAGAAGGAAUAUGAGAACUUGAAGGAGGCUCAGAAGAUCUCUAGUGAGAUGACAGAGAAGCAGAAGAAGGAGCUAUUCUCUGUCAACAGUAAGCUGCAGAAAACAGUUUCAGAGUUGGAGAAGACAAAGGAGGAGUUAAAGAGCACCCAGAAGGAUUUGAAGAAUGCAGACAAGGAGAUCUUGAGUCUGAAGAAGAAGAUAGACAUACUGCAGGACACUCUGAAAGUGCCAUCUGUAACUAGAGAGACGCUCAGCCGGCUGGUCUUUGAGAGCCCAACUCCUGUUGAACUGCAGCACCCGAGGCUCCGCCGUCCAGCUCACAGUGAUGAGAUCAACCUAGAUGACGCUUUUGAUGUGGACACCCCUGAAAAUCAGCCCUGCAGAUCUCCAUUCAGUGCUGCAAAAAAGCAGAAGCUGGAUAAAAAGCAGCCUCCCGUGGUAAAUCUGGCAAAGAAAGCUCUAAAGGAGACAGUGGAGAACUGGGGAGAUGAUCUGGAGGACGAGACUCUGAAAGGAUUCCUGCCAGCAUUCAUCAGAAACUCAGUUUUCUCCAAGAAGCCCAUGUCAGGUAGCUUGCUGCGGCCCCACACAAACAUGGGCAAGGUGAGGAUGGGAUACGAUGGCUUGGGAGGCAGAACCAAGUUCAUACAGCCUACAAGCCCUACAGAGUUCCAUCCCAUAAGAGUGAAGAGCAAGAGGAAUGUCUCCAGGCCAGCAGCAGCUGCUGCCCCUGAACGUGCCUGCAGCAGCCGGGCCAGCCUGGAUGCUUUCCUGCAGUGAAGGGUUCGUGCCCCUGGGAGCAGCAGGGCUGAGUGUGCUUGCACAGAGCCUGGCCCUGCAGCGAGCCAGCCAGGAGCCCAACCAUCUGCCCAGUGCAUGGACAGCUUCGUGCCUCCUUUCAGCCCCCCUCUCUCAUUUCCACGCAGAAAUUUAAAUGGGGAUUUCUCUUCUGCCAGCCUGCUCACAGCUCUGUAGUUGCUGCUGCUGUUGGUCGCUGGAGGUGGAGCUGCACUGCUGGGAUGCAGCCGUGAGCUACAGCUGCAGGAAGAGAUCUUGGCUGGCUGCAGCCUGGGGGGCACAAGUGGGAAGAAAGGACCUGGUGCAGUGCUGUAAAUAGUGCAGAGAUCUUGCUGGGCCCAGGGUGCUGCUGCGGCACAGCUGUACCUGCUGCUGGGCCGCUCCCCAUCCCUCUGCCAGGGCUGCAGCACCUGUGCCAAGGUGGGGUGUCCUGGGCCUUGGGCUGGGAUGUGGAGCCUGGGCUGGGACAGAGGGUGGUGGUGGUGCCCUCCUGCCCUGCUGAGGAAGAAGCACAGUGCCCUGUGCUGCUGCCCUUUCUCCUUCUGGCCUGUGUUCUGUAACUUCUGUGUGAAUUUCUGGUUUUUUUUAAUGUGAAUGUAGGCAUUUUUGUCGUUCUUUCAAAGCCAGCCCAAGGCACGGUGCUGCUAGGUGGCCUCUCUGGGGCUGGAGCUCUCCUCCCCCCACUGUUGAGGCCCCAGUGCGUGGUUCCCAUCCCCACCUGCUGGAGGCUGGGGGCCGGGCUGGCUGCAAACCUGU
This is a messenger RNA of Centrocercus urophasianus (Greater sage-grouse), 2166 nucleotides long. It is a transcript of the gene TRAIP, whose product is annotated as TRAF interacting protein. NCBI's taxonomy places the organism in Eukaryota, Metazoa, Chordata, Aves, Galliformes, Phasianidae. The record is from RefSeq and is a predicted model, not a curated record. The transcript has 15 exons. Gene Ontology annotation, molecular function: zinc ion binding. The coding region runs from base 1 to 1392 and encodes 463 amino acids.